AUGCUCAAGGUGUCAGCUGUAUUGUGUGUGUAUGCCGCCGCUUGGUGCAGUCAAGCUCUCCCUGCUGCCGCGGCUGUGGCUGCGGCCGGGGGGCGGUCAGACAGCGGUAAUUUUCUGGAUGAUAAACAAUGGCUCACCACCAUCUCUCAGUAUGACAAGGAAGUCGGACAGUGGAACAAAUUCCGAGACGAUGAUUAUUUUCGCACUUGGAGUCCAGGAAAAUCCUUCGAUCAGGCUUUAGAUCCAGCUAAAGAUCCAUGCUUGAAGGUUAAAUGUAGUCGCCAUAAAGUGUGCAUUGCACAAGAUUCUCAAACUGCAGUCUGCAUUAGCCAACGGAGGCUCACACACAGUAUGAAAGAAACAGGAGUAGGCCAUAAACAAUGGAGGAGUCCUAUGUCGUCUACCUGCAAGCAAUGUCCAGUGGUAUACACCAACCCAGUUUGUGGUUCUGAUGGUCACACUUACUCUUCUCAGUGCAAGCUAGAAUACCAGGCAUGUGUUUUAGAAAAACAGAUUUCUGUCAAAUGUGAAGGACAUUGCCCAUGUCACUCAGAAAAGUCCACAAGUACAAGCAGAAAUAUUAAAAGAGGAUUUGAUACAAGUAUUUUGCCAAUUUGCAAAGAUUCACUUGGUUGGAUGUUUAACAGACUUGAUACAAACUAUGAUCUGUUACUGGACCAGUCAGAACUGGGAAGCAUUUACCUUGAUCAGAACGAACAGUGCACAAAGGCAUUCUUCAAUUCUUGUGACACAUACAAGGACAGUUUGAUAUCUAACAAUGAAUGGUGCUACUGCUUCCAGAGACAACAAGACCCACCUUGCCAGACGGAGCUCAGCAAUAUUCAGAAGAGGCAAGGGGUAAAGAAGCUCCUAGGUCUCUAUAUCCCUCUGUGUGAUGAAGAUGGCUAUUAUAAACCAACUCAAUGUCAGGGAAGUAUUGGACAGUGCUGGUGUGUUGACAGAUAUGGAAAUGAAGUCACAGGAUCUAGAAAAAAUGGUGUUGCAAACUGUGCUAUAGAUUUUGAGAUUUCUGGGGAUUUUCCAAGUGGAGACUUCCAUGAAUGGACUGAUGAUGAAGAUAAUGAUGAUGAUAUUAUGAAUGAUGAAGAUGAAAUUGAAGAUGAUGAUGAAGAUGAAGGGGAUGAUGAUGAUGAUGGUGAUGACCAUGGUGAUGAUGGUUAUAUUUGAUUGAUGGGAGCUGAGAUCAAUAAUACAUUCUACAUUUCUAACAUUUACAAAAUGAUAGUCUAUUGAAAAAUUACCUUAUUGCCCAAAUACCAUGAUUCUAAACUUCACAUAUAUUUUGUAUAAUUAAUUCAAAUAUUAUAGCUAAAGUCUUAGAAUUUUAUGUUUAAGUAAGAAUAAUUACUUUUAACUUUAUAUGACUUAAAAGAGAAAGAAAACGCAUAGUGUCUAGCCAGAGAUAAAAAUGAAAGUUAUGAAGAGCUUAUUAACAAACAAAUU
Elephantulus edwardii (Cape elephant shrew) is the source of this 1464-nucleotide messenger RNA. RefSeq names its product sparc/osteonectin, cwcv and kazal-like domains proteoglycan (testican) 3 (gene SPOCK3). Gene Ontology annotation, molecular function: calcium ion binding; protein binding. NCBI's taxonomy places the organism in Eukaryota, Metazoa, Chordata, Mammalia, Macroscelidea, Macroscelididae. The coding region runs from base 1 to 1188 and encodes 395 amino acids. The record is from RefSeq and is a predicted model, not a curated record. The transcript has 9 exons.